Otolemur garnettii (small-eared galago) is the source of this 4779-nucleotide messenger RNA. It is a transcript of the gene NPHP4, whose product is annotated as nephrocystin 4. Gene Ontology annotation, biological process: protein localization to ciliary transition zone; negative regulation of canonical Wnt signaling pathway. The record is from RefSeq and is a predicted model, not a curated record. NCBI's taxonomy places the organism in Eukaryota, Metazoa, Chordata, Mammalia, Primates, Galagidae. Bases 144 to 4463 code for a protein of 1439 amino acids. Gene Ontology annotation, cellular component: cytoskeleton; non-motile cilium; ciliary transition zone. The transcript is spliced from 29 exons.
CUGUGCUGGGGUUUGGAGUGGGAUUGCCCAAUGUGCUUUUAGGGGUGGAGAUUUUUCUGGGAUUCAGUGGGAUGCCAAAAACUUUCAGAAUUGCUCUGAUCACUGUGGCCCUUAUGAGUUUUUCCUUCAUCUUUUAAUCAUAAAUGGUGCAGAUAGUCCGGAGGCCCAUGGGAUUCUCAGACGGCAGAAUGAAUGACUGGCACAGGGUCUUUGCCCAAAACGCGCUCGUCCCACCGCAUCCGCACAGAGCACGCCAGCUUCUGAAGGAAUCCACAGCAUUCCAGUGUGUCCUGAAGUGGCUUGAUGGGCUGAUAAUUAAGCAGGGUAUGCUGGAGGCGCUGUCAGAAGUUGGAUGUCAUCUGCGGGUGUCUUUCUUUGAUGUCACCUACCGGCACUUCUUCGGGAGGACGUGGAAAACUGCAGUGAAGCCGAUGGAGCAGCUCUCGAGGCCACUGCCCAGGGUUGUCUUCAAUGAGCCCCUGUAUUUUCACACGUCCUUAAACCACCCUACUAUUGUGGCUGUGGUGGAAGUGGUCGCCGAGGGCAAGAAACGGGAUGGGACCCUCCAGACACUGUCAUGCGGGUUUGGGAUUCUUCGGAUCUUCAGCAACAAUUUGGAAUCUCCUACCUCUGCUUCCCAGGACAAACGGUUGCGGCUGUACCACGGCACCCCCAGAGCCCUCCUGCACCCGCUUCUCCAGGACCCUGCAGAGCAAAACAGACACAUGACCCUCAUUGAGAACUGCAGUCUGCAGUACACCCUGAAACCGCACCCGGCCCUGGAGCCCGCCUUCCACCUUCUUCCCGAGAACCUCUUGGUGUCCGGCCUGCAGCACGUUCCUGGCCUGCUUCCAGCUCACGGAGACACAGGUGACGCCCUCCGGAAGCCUCGCCUUCAGAAGCCUGUCACAUGGUACUUGGACAAUUUAUUCUUCACCCUGUACCCUUCCCUUGAGAAAUUUGAGGAGGAACUUCUAGAGCUCAUUGUCAGCGACCACUUCCAGGAGACGCGCGGCCCGCUGGAGAUCCUGGAGCGGCGCCUGCACGUAGGCGUGCACAACGGCCUGGGCUUUGUGCAGAGGCCGCAGGUGGUCGUGCUGGUGCCUGAGAUGGACGUGGCCUUGACGCGCUCAGCCAGCUUCAGCAGGAAAGUGGUCUCCUCUUCAAAGAGCAGCUCUGGAAACCAAGCUCUAGUCUUGAGAAGCCGCCUCCGACUCCCUGAGAUGGUCAGUCACCCAGCGUUUGCAAUCGUCUUCCAGUUGGAGUACGUGUUCAACGGUCCUUCUGGAGGGGACAGCAACGCAGCCUCGGUCACCUCCCUGUCCAGCUUGGCAUGUAUGUUCGUGGUUCGUUGGGCUGUUUGGAACCCCUUGCCGGAAGCCAGUUCUGGGAGGGUGACCUUGCCUCUUCAGGGUGGGGUCCAGCCCAACCCCUCGCACUGCCUGGUCUAUAAGGUACCCUCAGCCAUCAUGAGCUCCGAAGAGGUGAAGCAGGUGGAGUCGGGAACAGUCCACUUCCAGUUCUCGCUGGGCUCAGAGGAGCACCUGGACUCACCCACAGAGCACGUCAGCAGCCCCACCGCCCAGCGACAGCCAGCCAGGAAACCACCCAGGUCUCCUUCAAGCCCGCCAGCAUCAGCACCCCAGGCCCUCGCUGUCACUCAGGACUCACCUGUGGGACCAGGGCUGUCACUUUCCCAGCUGGCCGCUUCCCCACUGUCUCCGGCUCAGAGCUGCCCAGCCAGACCCGCCUCCCCGUCGCCAGAAGGCUCUCCGCGCCCCAUGGCCCAGGUGGAAUUUCCCUUGGAGGGCGGGGUGUCUCACCUGGAAGCCGACCUGAGCCAGCCUUCUGUGGUCCUGGAAACAUCCGUGGCUGAGCAGUUACAGGAGCUGCCUUUCACACCUCUGCACGCCCCUAUUGUCGUGGGCGCCCAGACCCGGAGUUUGGGGAGUCAGCUCUCAAGAGCCUCCAUGGCGCUCCUGCAGUCUUCUGGCUUCCCUGAGAUUCUGGAUGCCAGCAAGCAACCUGUGGAAGCCGUGAGCCCUGCAGAUCCCGUGACCUUUAACCCUCAAAAGGAGGAAUCAGACUGUCUGCAAAGCAACGAAAUAGUGCUCCAGUUUCUUGCCUUUAGCAGAGUGGCCCAGGACCCCCGAGGAACGGCAUGGCCAAAGACUGUGUAUUUCACCUUCCAGUUCUAUCGCUUCCCACCCGUGACAACACCACGGCUGCAGCUGGUCAAGCUGGGCGAGCCUCGGGACACCGGCUCUGGCUCCCUGUCCCAUAUCCUCGUCCCCAUCGACAAAGAUGGCUCCUUUGACACUGGCUCCCCCGGCCUCCAGCUGAGGUACAUGGUAGACGCCGCCUUCCUGAAGCCCGGCGAGCGGCACUGGUUCCUCCGCUACCUGGCCGCGCAGACGCUGCAGAUGGAUGUCUGGGAUGGGGACUCCUUGCUUCUCCUUGGGUCUGCCGCUGUCCAGAUGAAGCAUCUCCUCCGCCAGGGGCGGCCAGCCGUGCAGGUCUCGCAGGAGCUCGAGGUUGUGAUGACCGAGUAUGAGUGGGACAACGCGGCGGUGAGUGGAGACGUGACCGGGUUUGGCAGCGUCAAGCCCAUCGGUGUCCGCUCGGUGGUGAAGGGCCAGCUGUACCUGACCUUGGCCAAUGUGGGUCACUUGUGUGAACAGAAAGUGAGAAAUUCUGGCUCCUUGCCACCAUCCAGAUCACGUGUCAUCUCAAAUGACGGGACCAGCCGCUUCCCCGGAGGCAGCCUCCUCACCAGUGGAAUCUCAAGACGUGGGAAAAACGUGGUCCAAGCGCAGAAGCUGGCUGAUGUGGACAGUGAGCUGGCGGCCAUGCUGCUGACCCACAGCCGGGGGAGCAAGGGGCCCCCGGGCGCUGGCCGCGAGCUGGACGCCGUCCGCAGGCGCAAGCUGGAGCGGAUGCGGUCAGUGAGGCUGCAGGAGGCCAGCGGAGAACGCGGCUGGCACCAGGCGAGCACACUGGCUCAGCAUAGUGUCCGUGCCCAGCACCUGCGGGACCUGCAGGUCAUCGCUGCCUAUCGGGAGCGUGCCAAGGCCGACAGCAUCACCAGUGCUCUGAGCCUGGCCAUCACCACGCAGCACACGCUCUACGCCUCGCUGGGUACCGCCGAGUUCUUUGAAUUUGCCCUCAGGAACCCCCACAACACGCAGCACACAGUGACGGUAGAGAUUGACAACCCUGAGCUCAGCGUCGUCGUGGACAGUCGAGAGUGGAGGCACCUGAAGGAUGCUGCUGGCCUGCACACGCCGGUGGAGGAGGACAUGUUCCACGUGCGCAGCGGCAUGGCUCCCCAGCUCUUCCUGCGCCCCCGGGAGACCGCCCACAUCCCCUUCAAGUUCCAGAGCUUCUCCAUGGGGCUACCGGCCUCAGCACAGGCCUCUGCCGAGCUGAGCUCUGAGAAGGGCACAGAUGCCGCACCACCAUGGAAGUCCAGUGCACUGCCCACGAAGUGUGCCAAGGUCCUGUUCCGAGUGAGCGGCGGCAAGCCCAUCGCUGUGCUCUGCCUGACCGUGGAGCCCCAGCCCCACGUGGUGGACCAGACCUUUCGCUUCUAUCACCCAGAGCUCACGUUCCUGAAGAAGGCCAUCCGCCUGCCUCCCUGGCACACGCUUCCAGGUGCGCGGGCAGGAAUGCCUGGUGAGCAGCCCCCAGUGCACGUGCGAUGUAGUGACCCAAACGUCAUUUGUGAGACCCAGAACGUGGGCCCCGAGGAACCGCGAGAUGUGUUUCUGAAGGUGGCUAGUGGUCCCAGCCCGGAGGUCAAAGACUUCUUUGUUUUCAUCUAUUCGGACCGCUGGCUGGUGGCGCCUGUGCAGACAUGGCAGGUCUAUCUACACUCACUGCAACGCGUGGACAUCUCCUGUGUCACCGGCCAGCUGACCCGUCUGUCUCUUGUCCUUCGGGGGAUGCAGACGGUGAGGAAAGUGAGAGCUUUCACCUCACACCCCCAGGAGCUGAAGACGGACCCCAAAGGGGUCUUUGUGCUGGCACCUCGUGGGCUGCAGGACCUGCACGUCAGCGUGAGGCCCCUCAGGGCGGGCAGCCGCUUCGUCCACCUCAACCUGGUCGAUGUGGACUGCCACCAGCUGGUGUGCUCGUGGCUCGUGUGCCUCUCCUGCCGCCAGCCGCUCAUUUCCAAGGCCUUUGAGAUCACGUUGUUUGUGGGUGAAAAGAAAGGCACCAACAAGCUCAUCACCUACACCAACCCCUACCCCUCCCGGAGGACGUACCACCUGCAUAGCGACCGCCCCGACCUGCUGCGGUUCCGGGAGGAGUCCUUCCAGGUCGGAGGAGGAGAGACCUACACGAUCGGCCUGCGGUUUGCCCCUGGCCAGAGCGUGGGGGAGGAGGAGAUUCUCAUUUACAUCAAUGACCAUGAGGACAAGAACGAGGAGACAUUCUGUGUGAAGGUCGUCUACCAGUGAGGGGGGGUGCUGCCUCUGCCCACGUGCCUGCACUAGCUCUGUGGCCUGUCCUCCCACGGCUUCAGUGGACCUCCCAGAUGACCUGUGAACUUGGCUGAGGGAGCAGAGCUCCCAUCCCUGUGAAACGCCUCUGUCCAGUUGAGUUACUGACACCCACCGAGGCCAGUGUGUGCCUGACUCUGGUGGUGGUGCUGGCUCAGACGCAGCCUUUCCCAUGGCACACACGAGGCCUGGGUCAUCUCCUUCUGUAACUUUGUUUUGAUUCGCUUUUAGCAAAAUGUGUUUUAUGAAUUAUCCCAAAUGAUAAAAUUAUGUU